Molecule: messenger RNA, 3984 nt
Organism: Chilo suppressalis (striped riceborer)
Lineage: Eukaryota; Metazoa; Arthropoda; Insecta; Lepidoptera; Crambidae
Source: the annotation of a GenBank genome assembly
UGCUGAACACAGAUUUGUUGAAUGAAUAAAAUGAAAAAGUUCAGCUUGUGCUUAUCUUAUCAAUACUUAAUUUUGCAUUGAAUAAUCAGUAUCGCCAAAGUAGGCGUACAGAGAAGUGUGUGUUUAUUGUAAUAAAUUUAAUAAAACUUUUGUGAAUUAGGAAAUUGUUCAGGUCGUGUUUUAAAUUGGUGUUUGUGUCGGUGUUGUUUUACUGUAGUACUGCGAAAUAUCAGAUGACAAUCACUAUGAAAAGAUGGUACCGAUCAAGGAGAAACCAGUUUAUAAUCGUCAUACUUAUAAUUUCAUGCACUGUAUACUACGCCCUUAUGGCUGACAGCCUACCCAUGGAGCAAGAUUUGGAUUUGACGCGAAGUGUACCCAUAGCGAUUACACAUAGAAUAGUAGCAGCUUCAUCACCGCCAGUGGUAGAGGCCACCAAUUUGAAAAGAGCUGCAAUAAUCGAAUAUAUUGAGAAACGCCUACAAGAGACAUUAAAGACAGACAAAGGUACAGGAUGUGAAAUCCCACAGCUGGACCCGUUCAGUAAAGAAGUGAUGCAGUUCAAUAAGGAUUUACCGCCGAUCAAAUGCAAAGGACAAGAUUGGGUAAAGUGUUGGCAUUCUGAUUGCAAAGUGGUUCCGGAGAUAUUGGAAACGACGAGUGACAUCACUUGCACAUAUCGGGAUAUAAUCUAUGACAGCGACGCAAAAUAUCAUCUUGGCGCAAACGUUGAUGUUAAGGGCGCUGAUGUUUACAAACUGACGCAGAGCGAUCAUGCGAAAGUCAAGUGUACCGGGAAGCAUGAGAAUACCCUUCUACCUUCCAAAUGGACAGGCCACGUGGCAGGGUUUCGUAGUACAAUAACCCCUAAAACACCCCCCAAAGGGAGGGAAGAUACACUCAACGUUUUGAUCUUCGGCUUCGACUCGACAUCGCGGAAUGGAUUCAUAAGGAAAAUGCCUAACAGCUACAGAUAUCUGAUGGAAGAUCUGCAAGCGACUGUACUCAAGGGGUACAAUAUUGUUGGGGACGGCACUCCCGCCGCUUUGUUCCCGAUUCUCACUGGGAAGACAGAGUUGGAACUUCCCGAUGUCAGGAAGAAAAUGAACACAGGCACUUUGGAUGACAUGCCUUUCAUAUUCUACAAGCUGAAGGAAGACGGCUAUCGCACUGCAUACUUCGAAGACAUGCCGUGGAUAGGAACUUUCCAAUACCGUUUUAACGGUUUCAAAAAGCAACCAGCUGACCACUACCUUCGUUCAUUUUAUCUAGAGGAAUCGUCUCGUGGUUCCCUAUGGAGCUCUAAGGACACACGGUAUUGUGUAGGAGCUACGCCGCGGUACCAGCUAAUGAUGAACCUUACAGAUCAGUUCCUCAGGUUGGACGGUAAACGGUUCGGUUUCACCUUCAUAGCGGACAUCACUCACGACGACUUCAAUGUGAUCGGAUCGGCUGACAAUGCCACCGUGGAAUUCUUCAGGACGUUCAAGGAUUCCGGCAGGAUGAAAGACACGCUGUUAAUCGUGAUGGGUGACCACGGAGCUAGGUACGCUAACGUCAGAAGCACGUUACAAGGCAAGUUAGAAGAACGCUUACCCCUAAUGGCUCUAGUUCUCCCCGAAGAGUUAAAGAAGAAACGACCAAAUGCUCAAGCUAACUUGGAGAAGAACGCAAAUGUACUAACCACCCCCCACGAUAUACAUGCGACAGUUCUGGACGUAUUGAACUGGACCAACCUUUGGAAUGACUAUAGAAUCAGAGGGGCUGAUUUGCCGAGAGCUUUGACCCUAUUGGAACCGGUGCCAAAGAACAGGUCCUGCAGUGAGGCGGGAAUCGAACCCCACUGGUGCGCCUGUCUUACCUGGCAAGAUGUCUCUGAAAACGAUCCCAUAUACAAGAGAGUAGUCGAUGCGUUGGUGCGAUACAUAAAUCAACUCACACAGGAGUACAGGUCGUUAUGCGUCCCCCGUACCCUAACUUCUGUGGGUUGGGUGAUGAAGCAGUUGGCCAACAACCAUUUGAUAUCGUUUGUGUCGGCCAAAGACGCGGACGGUUACGUAGGCAAGUUUGGUGGGAAAGUCAACAUCGAUAGAGAGGUCUACCAAGUUAAGAUUGUUGUGGGACCAGGCGUUGGAGUUUACGAAGCUUCACUGACAUACUCCAAGAAAGCAGAUAAAUUCGAUGUCAACUAUAGGGAUAUAUCCAGGACUAACGCUUACAACGAUGAACCUCAUUGCAUCAGCGCAUCUCAUCCCCAUCUCAACAUGUAUUGUUACUGCAACGAUUGAAUUGUAUAUAAUAUUCCCAUUACACAGCUUUAGGGCUCGCUUCCACUAGCCAAGCUAUAUAUAAGCUGUUCUAUAUUGCUAUUGUACAGCGAGAUGUACGGUAAAAAUCCAUUGUAUGACAAUGAGUUGAUAAAACAGAUCUACUCUGUUUCUUUUGCGAAAUAUUUUAAAUUUGACUAAAAUAAUUAUUAAUUAGCACACAAUUAAUAGACAAUUGAAACAUAUUCAUUGAUUUUAGCAGACGGAAAACUGAGUUGAUCUCUUUGCUUCUCAUUUUGAUUUACCUACCGGAUUUUCGCUGUACAACGACAAAGUAUAAUAAAGCCAAAAGUCUUUAUAAGAAAAAUAUUACCAGUGACUUUACACCAGUCAAAGUUAUAAAAUUGGAUUCAAGGUUCAAUUGUUAUACGAUUAUAGCUCUUAUUGUUGUCUUAUAGAAGCAUCUUUGUAUCCAUUACCGUAGCAUUGUCUGUAGUACACACUUUUAUCACAAUGCAAUUUGAACCAUAAUAACAGUUGAUUAGAAACUGUUCAUAAUUACCUCAGAUUACAGAAGACAGAUGGAACGCAUGGAACACGAAAUACGUGGCACAAUAGCAAAUACGAAGUCAGAAGCGACUAUCAAUUCGCGUCAGUACACCACAACGCAUUAUGUUGUGAAUACGUUUCGUGAAUAUUAAAUUUUUAAUCAAAACUGUGCCACCUUGUUCGUUAAAACUGUUCGAAAAGACAAAAAAAGCAUUUACUUUUGAUUUGGUAUUCGCUUUGUGGGCACGCAUUACACGUUCUGUAAACUGAGAUAAUUACACUCGAAACUAAUAAUACGUAAAGGUGCUGGAAGAGAUUUGAAUCAGUUCAGUUUUUCUGAUAAUGACUGAUUUAAUUUUUUUGGAAUUCGUAAAUGUGUUUUUUAUGUCGUUUUUAUAUGUCAACACUCAAAGUCCCUAAGGUAACAUGAGUUUGAAACUCAUAUUACGUUAUUGUUACAGUAGUUACUAGUAAUUUGGUCUCCAUAAAAUUAUUAGGAUAUAAGUACGUUUAUUGAUAAUACUAGAAAAAUCUGUAUAUGGUAGAUGCUUAAGCUUUUUUGCAGUACUGGUAUAAUUCGUGUCCAUGUCAUUAAAGAAAGGAAUCGAAAAUAAGCCGACUAGGGACUUUCGGUCUCUCUCGCAUGUUACUUAGGGGCCAUCUAUAAAUAACGUCACACGUUAAGGGGGAGGGAGGGGGACGACGAAGGGUGAAUUCGGAAAUAUACAUCAGUAUACUGGCCUUUGGUAAUGACGUCACGAAUCCGACGCCAUUUUGUACUGGUAUGCUACCAUAUUUUUACCGGAAAAACGAAUAUGACGUAGGACCGAGCAUGCGUGAGAUGCAUUCGAAUUUUAUUUCUUUUUUAUUUAAAGAAUAAUAAUGGUAUCCGAACGAAAAGAAUUCCUUUUAAUUAAUGAGGUGAAUAAAAAAUCUUUAUUCGCACUAUUUUUAAUAUUGAGUCGAUUUAUGACGUCAGUGCACUGGCCAAUAUAUUUCGGAACAAUUCACCAGUAUAGCGUCGAUUCAUGACGUCAUUAUCACUGGCCAGUAUACUGGUAUAUAUUACGGAAUACACCCGAAAUGUGACAUCGUGUGACAAGGGGAGGGGUCCUAAACUUCGUGACGUCACAUUUCAAAAUCUAUUAUAAUCUACGUUUUGAAACAC